Molecule: messenger RNA, 4524 nt
Organism: Hemicordylus capensis (graceful crag lizard)
Lineage: Eukaryota; Metazoa; Chordata; Lepidosauria; Squamata; Cordylidae
Exons: 3
Coding region: 517-1830 (437 amino acids)
Source: RefSeq, a predicted model, not a curated record
UGGGGAGAGAGGUGGCGGCUGCUGCUGCAAUGCAACAAACAGAUCUUUGCAGCCCUUGGAAAGUGGAGCUUGCAUUAGGAAGUACGAGACGUCUGACAAGAUGGGAGGAAACCGGCACCGCCGCGGAAAGGCGGAAGAACCCUCCCCCCUACAGCUUCAGUUCGGAUAGCUCCUAAGAGGUCCACAAGUCCCGCCUUCAAUCCAUGGAAAGUUCCCCCUCCCACUCUAGCCUUUCUAGAAGAGCCGGCGAGGAGCGCCGAGAGGCCUCUCUGGAGCGAGCCCUCUAUGGUUUUGAUGGCGCUCCGGAGCUCCGGGGAAGGAGGGGUCACGUGUAGCUGGUGCGGACGAGAUACGCUCCACGUGUAGAGCCCAUCCUUCAACCCUAAACCGCUUCCUGGAUUAAACGAGCUGCUGCAGAGUUCCAGAGAAGAAGACGACACGUUCUGCUUGUGUUCAACAGAGCAAAGUUGGUCAUUGUUACAGGACUGUCUUGUAUAGGAUUCAGAGUUUUGAGACAUGGCUCAAGAACCAGGUCAGGGCAUCGCAAGUCGUAUCAGCCAGGCAACUCCUCCCCUUCCUCCUCCAAGCAUGCCCCAGAAGAUCCGCCCUCGGGGAGCGCCUUGGAGCACUCAAGAAACUCGUGACUUCAUAGAUCUGUGGGGCUUGAAUGAAGUCCAGAGAAGGCUGAGUGAGUCCUACAGGAAUGAGUCAACCUUCCAGUGGCUUUCUGAUCGCAUGAUCGAGCGGGGCCAUCACCGUGACCUGCAGCAGUGCAGGGAUCGUGCAAAGGAGCUGAAGAGGGGGUUCAAGGCCAUCAAGACCAAAGACCUAACCUCGGGCGCGGGGAAACGCAGCACCCCGUACUUUGCUCAGCUGGAGCGCUUCCUCUGCAUCCGUAAUAACCAAGUCCACAGUCGGCUUCAGGGAAGUGGCAAACGGCCAGCCUAUCGCAGACGAUCCUCAAGAAUCCGGGCCCUGAGUUCCCGGGCCCUGGGAACUGCUCUAGCCACCAGUUUAGGCCAUGAGAUUACCAGUGGGAUUCGAGUAGACCCAUCCCAGCAGCUCACCUGCCCAGGAAAGCUCCUUGAGUCAAAGACUGGGAUGGAAGAGAUGGAAAUAAGUCAAAGCGAGCCACCAGCCCCUGCAGCUCUCUUUCUCUCACAGAACUCCUUGCCGGGCUCAGAUCCGAUACCAGAACAGUCUGCGUCCACUUUCCUCCGAUUCCGUCUUGCAGAUUUACAUGAGGAUACCACGCAAGGGGAUAUGCCACCCAGACUGCCAUCCGCGCUAGGUCUCCCUGUGGGUGAAGCCGCCAGCUCAAAUGCAGACACCACGAUCCACGACAGAAGCCCCUUCCCAGAUGAGCUCCCACCCAGCAGUGACAGCAACCUCUCAUCUAACACUGCCCGGAAGGAGGCCCAGAGAGCCAGAAGGCGGCGGGAGAGACUGGGGGCGGCAAUGGGUCUAGUGGAAGCAGCGGAAUCUGUUGCCUCGGACUUCAAGAAAACCCUGCUGGAAAUCGCCAGUCGGGAGGCAGAGCGAAGACAGCAGGACCGCCGGUUCCAGGAGGAGCAAAACAGCCUCCUCCUCCAGGCCAUCCGGGAGAGCUCCGAGGUUUGCUGCGUCGCCCUCCGGGAUUCCGACGAGCUGAUGGCUGGCCUGAUGCAACAACAUAGGCUUCUUCUGGAACGCAUUGCAGGAGCCCUGGAAAGCAGACCGAGCAGUUUCCCCCAUCCAAGCCCUGAGCGCCAUUCGGUCACGACCCAGACGGCCAGUGGCGAACAGGACGCUGAACCAGAGAGUGGGUCAACGGCACAGGCUCUGGCCUAGGAGCCUGAAUCCCAGCCCAGAACCAGCAACCAGCUGAGCCAGAGAGCCCUGAAGAGGAGACCAGUGAACCAGGAGUCCCAGAAAUGGCAGCUUCUGAGCUGGAUACCUCGCCCACCAGAGCCUCGUGCUCCCCAGAGUCUGAGGGUCAACAUGGCCAGCGAGAACUGGCAGAGAGGCAACCGAACUUUAGGCUCCACGCCAGAGAGCCUCCCCUUUAAAGCUCCUCAGCAAGGGGGCAGGAACUAUAGGGCAGUCAGGCCCAAGGAGCACAGAAAGACUUGGUUGGUACCAAACACUCUGGGAGCACACUGGCCUGGUUCACACAAUACUUCAAAUCUAGGUUUAAUGUGGCUUACCAACACUAGUGUGAUGGUGUGAUCACGCCCCAAGGUGGUUCAGGGCCCAAGAUGAAUCCGAUUCCUGCCUUAGCAUGGGUUCACACCAUCACGCUAAUGUUGGUAACCCACAGUAAACCUAGGUUUGAAUGGCUGUGUGAACCAGGCCACUGUGUGUUCCUUGCACUGGGUCCAGAGUGUUUAAUGUUUCUCCUCACAACCUCUCAACAUUCAAGUCCUCACACAGCAGAAUAUGCUCUGGUGGUAAAGAAGUGUAGCCCAAGAGGUUGUCUGGAGAUAGUAGAUAAUGAAAAAACAAAGAUUUAUUAAGCAACUAGAAUGUCACAUACUGAGAGACAUAGAACAGGCACUAGACUUCAAUAACAACUGAACGGUUCUAAUGGACCAAGAUAACAGAGCACAUAACAUCUUAUCACGCCUCAAGUGGCCAGAAGGGGUUACUGCAGUGCUAAGAGCAAUGCCUUAGAAUUUAGAAAUCUCACUUCUAACAUUGAAGGCCCUGCUUUUGAUCAGUGUCCCCUGUAACAGGGCUUCCCAGACGUUGUUAAUGACAACCCCCAUGAUCACACCCAGCUGCAAUAACCUUUGGCUGGGGAAUGAUGGGAGUUGUAGUUAACAUCUGGGAAUCCCUGUUAUAAGGAACGCUACUUUUAAUCUAAUUCCUGGAUUCCGAGUCUGCCGUCGAGAUGAUGUUCUCUGCCUUGCAGUUUGAGAAUAUACUCAAUGUAUCUCUUUGCAUAUGGGGCAGUCCCUGCUGAAGAGGGACCUCUUGGCUGCGUGUAUAUGUGUACCUUUAUUGCACAUUUGAAUUGCAGUUCUUUUCCUGAAAGGCCAAACUCUGAUUUUAGUUAAUACCCUGCUUCUUUGGGAUAAUGAUAAAUGUUCUGCUCAGUAGCAAACAUAUCAUCUUGAGUUUGGCUGUUGCAAAACUUAAUUUUCUCCGUGCAUAGUAUAGUACUUCAAAUAUAUUUUAAACCAGUGAUCUUCAGUGUUUUUCAACUGAAAAACAGUUACUUUGGGGGCUACUUUGGCAAAACAAAACAAAAACCUUCAGGGUGAGAGUCAUUUCCCAUUCUGCUGACCUGCACAGAACUGUGCUUUUCUCAGUGCUGGGAGGUUCCUUCAAGAGAGAUGGAGUCCUCUUAAGAGCUCUAGGAGGAAAGCACUCCUGGGAAAAGCGACACAUCCCAGCAUUUCCUUUUAAGAUGCAGAGGCUCAAUUAUUCUGGAAAAAAAUGCACCAUAAGAUACAAGAGAUUUUAAACAUCAAUUUUCCUUACUCUCCAGAGGCUUUUUUUGGUUAAACAUGACUAAAUCCUAUAUUCCUACUAAGUAUUCUGAGCUGUUUUUGUAUAAUUACUGCAGCCAGGAUCUUAUAUGCGGCUAAAUGGAGACAACAAAUAACCCCAACGGAAGAUGAGUGGGUAUUAAAAUUAUGGGAAUAUGCCUCUAUGGCCAUGGUUACUGCUUAUUUCUGGAAUACUUCAGAUGAAAUAUUUAUUUCUACUUGGGAGCCUUUCACAAUUUACAAUUUAGCUCAGGGUCAACACCCUCAUACAGGAUUUGGUUUUUCUUUCUAGAAUACAUGGUUAUCUCUGUAUGUUUUUUGUUUGCUUGCUUGCUUUUGUUUCUCUUAUUUUCUAAUAAUUCUUGGCAAGGGUGGAUUUGUGUGGGUGGGUGUCUUUUUUUUCUCUUUUGGAAUGUGGAGAACAGAGGGCUGCUGGACCUUCCUGAAUGAUGUAUGUAAUCAUGAGAUGUCUAAGAACUGCUAAUCGUAAAUUACUUUUAUUUUCUUUCUCUUUCUCCUCUACUGUUUGUUUCUUGUUUAUUCCUAUCAUUCUAUUGAAAAACAAAAAGAUUUUUUUAAAGAUGCAGAGGCUGAGGAGGGCACCAUUUCCCUUAAAGGAGCCCCCUAGCACUUGGCAACGUGCAGCUCUGCACAGUGGGAACAGCAGCUUUGGCCAAAGCUUCACACCAGCCAAAUAAACAAUUGGGGGGCUGCCACUGACCCCCCAGGCCUUACAACUGUACAUAAAAUGGGUUGGAUCCAGAGAUGGAGGAGAUUUCCUGCUCCUCCUCCCCACUAUGCCAUCUGACAGCCCACUCUUGUGGGUCAGAGGACCUUCCAGAAUCUUGUGGAAUGGGGCUUGGGGGACUACAAGGGAAGGAGAAUUGGUGGAAUUUGGGGGGAGACUUUCCACUCAUGCAAGGUACCUUUGGAUCAAACCCACUGAUCUGGCCCCCCAGUUUUUGGUUUUCAUUAAUAAUCUUUAUUACGGUCAUUGACCAGCACAAGUUGUAAAACAGUAAUACUAUACAAUAAAUGCAAUAUAAAGAAA